Sclerotinia trifoliorum is the source of this 1889-nucleotide messenger RNA. The record is from the annotation of a GenBank genome assembly. Lineage: Eukaryota; Fungi; Ascomycota; Leotiomycetes; Helotiales; Sclerotiniaceae.
CACAGCAUUCUCAAAAGUGUAGGAGGGAUGAUACACCUUAAAUUGCAACCGGUGGAAGGGAAUUCAACAUCCUCAAAUUCUCCUACAACAUCAAUACCUUCAUCGACGACACUUCCACCUAAGAAACAAAGACCAAAACCAAUAAGGCCAAUCUGGGACAGACUCAUAUUUCCUUACACUCUGGAAGAUUGGAAGAUCAUUAUGGAUGAAGUCAAGAAGUUGUACUUAGGACGGCAAUACAAACAGUGCACUGCACGAUGCAUCAAUAUUCUCGAUAGCAUCACAGAUCCAGUAUGUCAAGUUCAGUGAUUUGUAUUUGUCAUACUAACAUAAUACUCAGUAUCGGGUUCAUCCUCUUUAUUCACUUUUCCUGUCCUUUUAUUGUGCCACUUGUUUAGAGAUAACGGCAUCGAAUCUUCACAACAACUCUCCUCAAAAGCUUUCGCUGCUUCGAGAUUCUUUAUUGUACUUUCAAAAAACAGAAGAAUAUCUCACAUACGCAGAUAUACCCAUCGAAAGCGAUGAUCUGACACCAGCCAAUCGAUCCUCUUCGAUGUCAUCUACAUCGAGUGCUCGUUCUUCUGUGGAUUCCGUGUUCUCAUCAACAUCAUUUCCUUCUACUGCAGACGGGCUCUCGCCCGCUUUCUCAUCCUGCUCGUUCGAGGAUGAUAAUGACGAAAAAAGUCCUACACGCAGACGCACACUCUCCGUGUCAUCAAUCGCAUCGGCACAAUCCACACAAUCCACACAAUCGACAGAAACCACUAUUACCACAGAUAGACCCGCACCACUGCGAAUAAAAAAGAAAGUUUCUUUUUCUCCAGCAUUACCCACAUUGAUAUCCGCACAGAAUCUUGAAAACUCAAGCAGUAUGGAAACUAUUCCCCGCUCUAUUCAAUCCCAAUUUACACUUCCUCGACCUAUAAUCUCCUCCAAAUGCCAGUCACCAUCUCCGAUUCACCCCUCUCUCAACAUACAUCUCACCAGCUAUAAUCUCAACCUCUCAUCAUUAACCACGCAACUUACCUAUCAUAUCACACACGUCAACAGCGCCAUCGAUACCAUCCAAAGUUUACGUAAAUCUCGACGCAACAAUCACUCUUCAUUUUCCCCUUCUUUAUUCAAUUCCUCUGGUGAUCUCAGUGACGAGGAUAAAGAGGAGAUGAGACGAAAGGGAAUUCGAGAAAGGAUCGAGAAAUUGAAAAGUGCAGGCUGGGAAAAGAAAAGAUGGGACGGGAGUAGAUAUGAGGCGUUGAGAAAGAAAGUUGAUAAUGAGCUGAAUGGAUGGAUAUGAUAUGAUGAUGAUGAUGUCCUUUUCCUUUUCGUCGCUUCUCAAAUUUUGAAUAAUGUGUUGUUUGGACACGAUAAUGAUAUGAGUGUUUGGUAUGAUGAUACAAUGGUAUGCUCAUUGCAAAAAUGUUGGAUUUUAGGAGUGAGGUGGUUCAGGACGUAUUGGAGCUUUCGCUCCAAAGUGUUGAGCUUUCAGCAAUGGGCUAGAUGUGUAUCGAGUUGAGGGUGGAUGGUUUUACGAUUCGCUCUCGGUGUACCCCUGAUGAUUCGAACAAGGAAUGUCGCAAUAUUGUAUUUAAGGCUGUGACCGCAGCCCAUGCAUCUGGUUGCAGAUUCUAGUACAGAAUACUCGUACAGUAACUAGAACCAGGUUUCCAACGGAGAUCUCGGUAAAAAGGAAUGUGCGAGCAACUUUUGAUCUCCUGUACCGUACUUGGUACACUUCUCUUCCAUUUUCAUCUUCAAUUCCCCCGGUCGUUUUCAUGCUUGUUGCACUGCGGUUGGCGAUAUGAUUGAUGGAAAAGACUCACACUUCACAACUCUAUUCGGCCAUGCAUCUCCGUGGGUAUACGACAUUACAGUAUUCCUACAGUAAUAUA